ACCCAAUCCACAAACAUCUUCUUCCAUUAUUUCCCGAUGGCAAAGACCACAUACUCGAUUGAUACCCUUUUACUGCUCAAAACAUCCCAGAAAAUAGACUUGGGCUCCAAGUUGGACGAAUUGUUCCCACCCGACCUACAACAGCCAGGCAGAACUCUUCCCCAAAAACCCAACUUCAAUCCCAGAAGAAACAGGUUCAAGACACCCCAAACCCCAACCCAAACUUCCCUGCUCGAUUUGAUCUCCCAACUUUCAGGCUACGAAAACGCCCCUGUCAGGUUUCCAAUCCCGGGCGUAUACUCCUAUCCCAUCACAGUGUGUCCAGAAAAUAUGCCAUUUGCUCCAAACUGCUACCCCGGAUUCUUACAGCUUCCAGCUGGGUCACGGAUAGUCGCUGUGGAACACGGAAAGAAGGUGCCACAAGGAGCCAUUCCUGUGCCCCCAGCGCUACUCAACUCGAACUUCUAUGGUCCUUAUCCACUUGGUAUUCCCAACAUGAAUUAUGCUCCCCAAGAAGGCAGCAAAGCUCUAAGAUGGCAGCCAUUGGGGUUCCAGCAAGCGAGCCCGGCCCCUAAGAAUACCAAAUUAUCCAGAUCUUUUGGAGCCGGUCAUCCUGCUUCAAUGCCAAUUCGUGUAGCCGUUCCGGCUCCCACACCAGCUUGUGAGCCAGAAACCCAGCCAGCGGCCGACUCGCUAAGCACAAAAUCCUACGUGUCCAACGACGAUGAAACAGUAUCAACUUUGGGCCUGUCUUAUGACAGCUACAACAUCCAGAUCCAACUUCCUAAGUUUAACUAGUUAGCUGGUGUAUUUGGCCAGUGAUAAACCUUUGGUAAAUCUACGUAGCAUUGUAUAUGUUUUUAAAGCGAAUGGAGUUGCCCGAU
Molecule: messenger RNA, 884 nt
Organism: Yamadazyma tenuis ATCC 10573
Lineage: Eukaryota; Fungi; Ascomycota; Pichiomycetes; Serinales; Debaryomycetaceae
Source: RefSeq, a predicted model, not a curated record